GCCGGUUAAAUUUUUUUCCGUCAUUCAACAAAUAGAAGAAGUCCUCUCUCUUCUCUCUCUCACUCCAUUUUCUCUCGCAUUUCAAAUUCCAUUUCCUUAAAGCUCGGCGAUCCUCGAGUCCACGGCGUUUCUCUACUCAGAGUCUGCUACGUUUCGCCGCUCUUCACGCAUAUGGCAAGCAAUACCUUGAAAGAUUUGAAUACUCUUCCUGCAACUGACAAGAUGAACGAAUGUAAACCAAGCUUAGCCAAGCCUUGUGUUGGCAAAACGAAUGGCAAGUCUGAAGAUAGACCUCUACCGAGCUCCGCUGCUUUGGAUCCUACUAGUGCUGUGGAAACAGAGAAAGCUACUGUGGAAGUUGAAUAUAUUGAAUCCGAGAACUUGGACAAUGUUGACGAUGCUGAUGCUCUUCUCAAGACGGUUGUAGCUGGUCUUGACUCCAAGGAUUGGGUAUCAGUCUGCGAGGCUCUUAAUAAUGUUCGUCGGCUUUCAAUAUUCCACAAAGAAGCAAUGCUGCAUCUGCUCGAUAAAGUGAUCCCACUCGUCGUGAAAUCACUGAAAAAUCCAAGAAGUGCGGUGUGUAAAACCGCAUGCAUGACAUCUGCAGACAUCUUCACCGCGUAUAACAACGAUAUAACAGAUCUGUUGGAUUCUCUGCUUACUCAACUCCUCCUCAAGUCUUCCCAAGAUAAAAGGUUUGUCUGCGAGGCAGCAGAGAAAGCUUUAACAUCAAUGACCAAGUAUGUCUCCCCAACUUUGCUGUUACCAAAGUUGCAACCUUGUCUCAAGAACAGGAAUCCUCGGAUCCGUGCAAAAGCUUCAUCAUGCUUUUCAAGAAGUGUUCCCCGACUGGGUGUUGAAGGUAUUAAAGAAUAUGGAAUCGACAAAUUGGUUCAAGCAGCUGCGUCUCAGCUUACCGAUCAGCUCCCCGAAUCCCGCGAGGCUGCGCGGACCGUCCUACUAGAACUUCAGACUGUUUAUGAAAAAGCUCAUCCUAUCAUCAUCAAACAUGAGACAUCAUCAUCAUCGCCAGAGGAAGAGCAAGCCCCAGAGGCAGAGCCAAUUACUUGGGAGAUCUUCUGCCAAUCAAAGCUGACGGCACUUAGCGCACAAGCGGUGCUUCGUGUCACCAAUGUUGUAGCAGUGACUGCUCGGGAGGGUUUGGUCACUGCAGGUUCAUCGUCUUCAUCCCAGUUAUAAGCCUUCUCUCUACUAUUCUUUUUAAACCGUUUGCUACGAUCGAUCAUACAGUUGCAUGGUAUUCUCCGGCCAUGAUCUACCGAAUUGGAAAAUUAUGGACCGGUAUAGAGAGUGAAAACCGGUUAUUAAAAAUCUUUGGUUAUUUUUUUUCCUUUUGUGAGUGAGAUUCGUCUCUCAAUCAGAGUCUUCAUCAGUGACUUUCUUUUUUUCCCUUAUGUGUAUAUAUCUAUACCAAGAUUUGGUAAGAUGGUUUGAAUCGUUUGGUUUAAUCCAAGUUGGUCGGAUUCUUUGACAA
This is a messenger RNA of Raphanus sativus (radish), 1495 nucleotides long. RefSeq lists its product as uncharacterized. Gene Ontology annotation, molecular function: microtubule binding. The transcript has 6 exons. Gene Ontology annotation, cellular component: cytoplasmic microtubule. The coding region runs from base 172 to 1200 and encodes 342 amino acids. Gene Ontology annotation, biological process: microtubule cytoskeleton organization. NCBI's taxonomy places the organism in Eukaryota, Viridiplantae, Streptophyta, Magnoliopsida, Brassicales, Brassicaceae. The record is from RefSeq and is a predicted model, not a curated record.